UGCCGAAAAGUUCCAGAGGGCGCUACUAUAUGAAACUAAUUUUUCACGUAAAACGCGUCAAAAACAACGUUUACGCCAAUAGCGAGUUUAAGAAUAAUACUUCAAGGAUAAUGAACAGCCUUACGAAAGAAAUAAUGUUUUUAUUAGAUUUAUAUUAUAUAAAAGAAUUUAUUCUUUUCGGACUUCUAAAAAUAUAAUCUAUGGUACCGACAAUAGAAAGUAGUCAGUGUCAGAACUAAAUUUUAAACGUCGAAAAUAGGUUGAGUGAUAUACUAAAGAAGAAGACAAACAUUUAUGAGCGCGUGCAUUACUUAAAAUUAACAUAUCUUCGCUAUGGGCUUGAUAUCAGAGCCAUUAUUAUUUGCCAUCGCUUUAAUUAAUACCGGAUCUGUGCUCUUUCUUUUAGUAUAUUUUAUUAUUACGUUAUCAGAUCUCGAAUGUGAUUAUUUAAAUGCUCAGCAAUGUUGUUCAAAAUUAAAUGCGUGGGUCACUCCAAAAUUAGUGACGCAUACAUUUUUGGUAUUUUUGUUAUUAAUACAUGGCCAAUUAAUACUAACUUUGGUUAAUUUACCAAUGACUUUUUGGUUGUUCUAUGAGUUUUUUGGUGUCCCUAGUGGAAAUAUGGGUGUAUAUGAUCCUACAGAGAUCCACAAUCGUGGAGAAUUGAAAAGACAUACUAGGAAUUGUUUGAUCUAUCUUGGAUAUUAUUUAGUCUUAUUUUUUCUUUACCUUUACUGUAUGAUCAUUGCGUUAUUAAAAGGAGAUCCAGUAAACAGAAAUGCUGAUGAUCUGGUAGACUUCUAAACCAAAUAAAUUACUCUCAUAUCUGUUUUAUACUUGUAAGAUAGUGCUGUAUGUAUAGCAAUUAUUUUUUGCAAUACAUUAACCUCAUAUAUGUUGUUUGGAAAGUAUAUUUGAUAUUAUUUCAUAUUCAGAAAUCUUUAUCUAAGCAAGUAUCUGAAUAGAUGAAAUAACACUUUCUUGAUUUCAGAAGUAUUGUUAAGGUACUAUUUUAGUUUAUAUCAAUAUAUAAAGAUAGUUUUUAUAGAAACAAAUUAGAAAGUUAUUUAAAAUAAAAAUAAGUCUUAUGAAAGAGAGAGAGAGAGAGAGAGAGAGAGAGAGAGAGAGAGAGAGAGAGAGAAGGAGAGAAAUCACGUUACAAGUUAAUGGUUGAAAUUUUGGAAUUCUAGUCUUAAAAAAAAAUAUAUAUAUAACAAUUUCCAAUACAAUGGAUAAUCUAAUUAAAAGACUAGCCCACGUAAUAAUAUUUUAAUAUUAUAUAAAUAUUAA
Vespa crabro (European hornet) is the source of this 1290-nucleotide messenger RNA. It is a transcript of the gene cnir, whose product is annotated as protein cornichon homolog 4. Lineage: Eukaryota; Metazoa; Arthropoda; Insecta; Hymenoptera; Vespidae. The record is from RefSeq and is a predicted model, not a curated record. Gene Ontology annotation, biological process: endoplasmic reticulum to Golgi vesicle-mediated transport. The transcript has 5 exons. Gene Ontology annotation, cellular component: COPII-coated ER to Golgi transport vesicle; endoplasmic reticulum membrane. The coding region runs from base 334 to 804 and encodes 156 amino acids.